Hippopotamus amphibius kiboko is the source of this 2755-nucleotide messenger RNA. RefSeq names its product fem-1 homolog B (gene FEM1B). The transcript is spliced from 2 exons. NCBI's taxonomy places the organism in Eukaryota, Metazoa, Chordata, Mammalia, Artiodactyla, Hippopotamidae. The record is from RefSeq and is a predicted model, not a curated record. The coding region runs from base 680 to 2563 and encodes 627 amino acids. Gene Ontology annotation, molecular function: protein binding.
GCACCCUCCCCCUCUCGGCCCUGCCUGCGGAGGCCCGCCUUCCUCCCCGUCCCGAGCCCAGGGGCCGCCGCCGCCGCCGCAGCGUUGCGCCUCUCUCCGGGGGCCUCCCCAGGCGUGGGCCUCUGAAGCAACCAACAGCGUCCGGCGCUCCUGAGCUCCAGUGGGCGAGGGGCUGCGGGUUUCCUCCAGCUGGGGAGGAUCGAGAGCGGAGGCGGAGGCAGUUUCAGGCCUUAGGCCGGGCGGGCCGGGGCGGCUGAGACGCGGCCGUCAUUUGCCAUCCGGGGGGCGCGCGGCCCCCGUGGGACCUCGCCGGCGACCCGUAGCUUGGGCGCGCGCCCGUCGCACCCCGCAGGAAGGAGGGGUCCGGCCUGAGGCCCGGGGCGGCGGCCGCCAUGGAGAGCCCCUCUGCCCGGGGCUGGCGCCUGGGGCCUGGGGGGUGGCCCUGACCGCCCUCCUCCCUGCCCGGGCCGGACCGCGGCCCUGCCCCCCGCGGCGUUCGGCCACCUCUGCGUCUCCGCCCUCCCCGGGCCGCGCUGCUGCCUGGGCGCGGCGGCGGCGGCGGCGCCCUGUUGAAUGGGCUGUGAGGGCCCGGGUUUGAAGCGCUGGCGAACGCGGCCUCCAGGGGCGCAAGGCGGCAGCAGCGGUGGCGACCAAACGGGUGUUGGAGUUGGCGGCGGCCAUGGAGGGCCUGGCCGGCUAUGUAUACAAGGCGGCCAGCGAGGGCAAGGUGCUGACUCUGGCCGCCUUGCUUCUCAACCGGUCUGAAAGCGACAUCCGCUAUCUGCUCGGCUAUGUCAGCCAGCAGGGAGGGCAGCGCUCCACGCCCCUCAUCAUUGCAGCCCGCAAUGGGCACGCCAAGGUGGUGCGCUUGCUGCUAGAACAUUACCGGGUGCAGACUCAGCAGACUGGCACCGUCCGCUUCGACGGGUAUGUCAUUGAUGGUGCCACUGCUCUUUGGUGUGCAGCAGGAGCAGGGCAUUUUGAAGUUGUUAAGCUUCUAGUCAGUCAUGGAGCCAACGUGAACCAUACUACAGUAACUAACUCGACCCCUCUGCGGGCAGCAUGCUUUGAUGGCAGAUUGGACAUUGUGAAAUAUUUGGUUGAAAAUAAUGCCAACAUCAGCAUUGCCAAUAAGUAUGACAACACCUGCCUAAUGAUUGCAGCAUAUAAGGGACACACUGAUGUGGUCAGAUACCUUUUAGAACAACGUGCUGAUCCAAAUGCUAAAGCACAUUGUGGGGCCACAGCAUUGCACUUUGCAGCUGAAGCUGGGCACAUAGAUAUUGUGAAAGAGCUGAUAAAGUGGCGUGCUGCUAUAGUAGUGAACGGCCAUGGGAUGACGCCAUUAAAAGUAGCUGCGGAAAGCUGUAAAGCUGAUGUUGUCGAACUGUUGCUCUCUCACGCUGAUUGUGACCGAAGAAGUCGGAUUGAAGCUUUGGAGCUCUUGGGUGCCUCCUUUGCAAAUGACCGUGAGAACUAUGACAUCAUGAAGACAUACCACUAUUUAUAUUUAGCUAUGUUGGAGAGGUUUCAAGAUGGCGAUAACAUUCUUGAGAAAGAGGUUCUCCCACCGAUCCAUGCUUAUGGGAAUAGAACUGAAUGUAGAAAUCCUCAGGAACUGGAAUCCAUUCGGCAAGACAGAGAUGCUCUUCAUAUGGAAGGCCUUAUAGUUCGGGAACGGAUUUUAGGUGCCGACAACAUUGAUGUUUCCCAUCCCAUCAUUUACAGGGGAGCUGUUUAUGCAGAUAACAUGGAAUUUGAACAGUGUAUCAAGUUGUGGCUUCAUGCCCUGCACCUCAGACAGAAAGGUAACAGGAAUACCCAUAAGGAUCUUCUUCGAUUUGCCCAAGUUUUUUCACAGAUGAUACAUUUGAAUGAAACUGUGAAGGCCCCAGACAUCGAAUGUGUUUUGAGAUGCAGUGUUUUGGAAAUAGAACAAAGUAUGAACAGAGUAAAAAAUAUUCCAGAUGCUGACGUCCACAGUGCCAUGGACAAUUAUGAGUGUAAUCUCUAUACCUUUCUGUAUUUAGUGUGCAUCUCCACCAAAACACAGUGCAGCGAAGAAGAUCAGUGCAAAAUUAACAAGCAGAUCUACAACCUGAUUCACCUCGAUCCCAGAACUCGUGAAGGUUUCACCUUGCUGCAUCUAGCUGUCAACUCGAAUACCCCAGUUGAUGAUUUCCACACCAAUGAUGUCUGCAGCUUUCCAAAUGCGCUUGUCACAAAGCUCCUGCUGGACUGUGGUGCCGAGGUGAAUGCUGUGGACAAUGAAGGGAACAGUGCCCUUCACAUUAUUGUUCAGUACAACAGGCCCAUCAGUGAUUUUUUGACCUUGCACUCUAUCAUCAUUAGCCUAGUUGAAGCUGGCGCUCACACUGACAUGACAAAUAAACAGAAUAAGACGCCGCUAGACAAAAGUACAACUGGGGUAUCAGAAAUACUGCUUAAAACUCAAAUGAAGAUGAGUCUCAAGUGCCUGGCUGCCCGGGCAGUUCGGGCUAAUGACAUUAACUACCAAGACCAGAUCCCCAGAACUCUUGAAGAGUUUGUUGGAUUUCAUUAAGUGACUGGAUAUGUAAAAUCGUUUAAUGUGGUGCUAAAAAGUAAAGGACUUUAAUCACAGACAAUAGAAUUAUGUGUUCAUAAAUCCUACUUUUCUUUCCACUACCCUUCCUCCCUACUCAUCCUUCCUUAGUUUUGUAUUUGGUCUUGCCUCAUUUGGUUAUUGAUUUCAAAUACACUUUACACAAAACCA